This is a messenger RNA of Sitophilus oryzae (rice weevil), 417 nucleotides long. RefSeq lists its product as uncharacterized. NCBI's taxonomy places the organism in Eukaryota, Metazoa, Arthropoda, Insecta, Coleoptera, Curculionidae. The transcript has a single exon. Bases 1 to 417 code for a protein of 138 amino acids. The record is from RefSeq and is a predicted model, not a curated record.
AUGGGAGUGACUAUUAUGCCCUGCAAAGCUGUAAAGUACAUGGGAGUGUGGUUGAACAGUAGUCUGCGUAUGACCACCCACGUCCGCAGAAUAGUGGAAAAGACCACACGUGCAACCAACACCCUGUCGCGGCUUAUGCCCAAUGUUGGCGGAUCUAGGACUAUGAAGAGGAGGACGAUGGCACCGGCCGUGACUUCCAUGAUAUUGUAUGCCGCUCCAAUUUGGAGAAGAGCUAUACAAUAUCAACACUAUCAAAAUAUGCUGCAAUCUAUGAUUAGGAGAUUGGCCUUACGUAUUACGAGCACCUACCGCACUGCGCCGACAACGGCAGUACUGGCAUUGGCUGGUGUCAUGCCUAUUGUACACCAGGUACUUUGCCUUGAAGUAAUGCCCGGGCGGUUCCGAGACGGAGAUUGA